Spea bombifrons (plains spadefoot toad) is the source of this 3712-nucleotide messenger RNA. It is a transcript of the gene PLS3, whose product is annotated as plastin 3. Gene Ontology annotation, cellular component: actin filament bundle; cytoplasm; actin filament. Lineage: Eukaryota; Metazoa; Chordata; Amphibia; Anura; Pelobatidae. The transcript has 16 exons. Gene Ontology annotation, molecular function: calcium ion binding; actin filament binding. The record is from RefSeq and is a predicted model, not a curated record. Gene Ontology annotation, biological process: actin filament network formation; actin filament bundle assembly. The coding region runs from base 136 to 2022 and encodes 628 amino acids.
UUUUCUGUCUAUAUUUACUGCAGUGAGCUCACGGGGAACGCCCUGACAUUUCUGUGGCUUUUUAAAUCGCUGGUUUCAUUGUGAUUCUUACACAGCGAAUGGGAGUUGUGCCUCAGGUGCCUCUGGCCAGUAGUAAUGGCGAACACAACGCAGAUUUCCAAAGAUGAGCUGGAGGAUCUUAGAGAGGCGUUCGCCAAAGUCGAUCUUGACAGCAGUGGGUACAUUUCCGACUAUGAGCUCCACGAUUUGUUUAAGGAAGCCAACCUCCCCCUUCCCGGAUACAAAGUGAGGGAGAUCAUCCAGAAGCUAAUGAACGAAGGAGAUAAAAACAAGGAUGGGAAAAUAUGCUUUGAAGAAUUUGUUUUUAUUGUUCAAGAGCUGAAAAGCAGCGAUAUUGCCAAAACAUUCCGAAAAGCGAUCAAUCGUAAGGAGGGAAUUUGUGCGAUUGGAGGGACAUCAGAACUGUCCAGUGAAGGGACCCAACAUUCCUACUCCGAGGAGGAAAAAUAUGCCUUUGUCAACUGGAUAAACAAAGCCUUAGAGAAUGACCCAGACUGCAAGCACGUUCUCCCUAUGAAUCCAAACACUAAUGAUUUAUUCCGAGCCCUUGGGGACGGCAUCGUACUUUGCAAAAUGAUCAACCUGUCUGUUCCUGACACCAUUGAUGAAAGAGCAAUUAACAAGAAAAAACUAACUCCGUUUACCAUUCAGGAAAAUUUGAACCUGGCUUUGAACUCGGCCUCAGCCAUCGGGUGUCAUGUUGUCAACAUCGGAGCAGAAGACCUCAAGGCUGGAAAACCUCACCUCGUGCUUGGACUUCUUUGGCAGAUUAUAAAGAUCGGUUUGUUUGCGGACAUUGAACUAAGCAGGAAUGAAGCCCUGGCCGCUUUGCUUCGAGAAGGGGAGACUCUGGAAGAUCUGAUGAAACUGUCCCCUGAAGAACUGUUGCUGAGAUGGGCCAAUUUCCAUCUGGAAAACGCAGGCUGUCAAAAAAUCAAUAACUUCAGCUCGGACAUUAAGGACUCGAGAGCCUACUUCCAUCUGCUCAAUCAGAUUGCACCCAAAGGGCAGAAAGAAGGCGAAGAGAGGAUAGACAUCAAUAUGUGUGGCUUCAGUGAGAAAGAUGAUCUGAAGAGAGCGGAGUACAUGCUCCAGCAAGCAGAUAGGCUUGGCUGCAGGCAGUUUGUUACUCCAGCUGAUGUCGUCAGUGGAAAUCCUAAAUUAAACCUGGCCUUUGUAGCAAACCUGUUCAACAAGUACCCAGCACUUACUAAGCCUGAGAACCAGGAUAUUGACUGGAAUCUUCUGGAAGGAGAGACACGGGAGGAAAGAACAUUCCGGAACUGGAUGAAUUCACUUGGUGUGAAUCCUCAUGUCAACCAUUUGUAUGGUGAUCUGCAGGAUUCCUUGGUAAUCUUACAGUUGUACGAGAAGAUUAAAGUUCCCGUUGAUUGGAACAAGGUGAACAAGCCACCAUAUCCUAAACUCGGAGCAAAUAUGAAAAAGCUUGAGAAUUGCAACUACGCAGUGGAUUUGGGGAAGCAACGUGCAAAGUUCUCACUGGUGGGGAUCGGAGGGCAGGAUCUCAAUGAUGGAAAUCAAACGCUGACCUUGGCUGUGCUCUGGCAGUUGAUGAGACGGUAUACCUUAAACGUAAUGGAGGAUCUUGGAGAAGGAGAGAAAGCAAAUGAUGAUACCAUUGUGAACUGGGUGAACACAACGCUAUCGGAAGCUGGGAAAUCGACCUCCAUUCAGAGCUUUAAGGACAGAUCUAUCAGCUCCAGCUUACCAGUAGUGGAUCUGAUUGAUGCCAUACAGCCUGGCUGUAUAAAUUAUGAACUGGUAAAGACUGGUGAUUUGACUGAUGAAGACAAACAUGAAAAUGCCAAAUAUGCCGUGUCCAUGGCUAGACGUAUUGGUGCAAGAGUAUAUGCUCUUCCAGAGGACCUUGUGGAAGUGAAACCCAAGAUGGUUAUGACCGUUUUUGCUUGUUUGAUGGGCCGAGGGAUGAAGAAAGUUUAACUUUACAUUCAAAGUAACCGGAAGAGUGUGAUACGCCCAGAGUGUAUGGCCCCGUUUUGGCAGUUCCAGACCUAGCAAUACACUUGGCGUAAGAAAGUUUCAAGACUUUAAGGUUUGCUUUGCAACAUUAGAGACCUUCACGACUCUCAGGACCAUUCAAGUUCACAACAAAAUGCAUUCUUGCUUGGACUGUUUGGCUUUUCCAGCUAAUAUAUAUAUUUUUGUUUUCCUGCGGAUAAAACCUUCAUUGUAUUGCGGUGCAAAAUGAUGGAGAAAUCUGCUGUAGUAAAAGGGUUUGAAAACUGGAUACCUGCCAUGAGGUUUUUUUUUUUUUUCCUACUGCAGCCAUAUUUUCAUAAGGUGAUGGAAUUUACUAUACAUAUCUAGUGUCCUGUCUAUACAUAAGUUAAAUAUAUACAAUAACUCUCAUUCAUUUUAUGUCUUGGUCUUUUGUUUUCGGAAGUAAAUAAGGAAUAAUAGAAGCCCUGUAUGAGGUCUAUUAAAAAAAAAAAAAAAAAAAGUAUUACUUUUUUCCACCCUUUAUGUGGAUCUAUGUCUACCUUUAUCUACCGGUGUGUAGGGCCACAGAACCCAGCUAGAAGAUAGCAGGUCCAGCUCUCCUCUCUCCCUUUACUGAUGCAGUUUGCAAUCUUUUGAUUUAUGCUACAAAAUAACCCAAUUAUUGCAUAAUGAGCAUGGGAAUGAGUCUUAUGGCGGACCUUUUAAGAGACUGCUUUCCUUUGUGUUGGCAUUUAAAUCCCCCCCCAUUUCUGAAUAGGAGUAAUUCUCUUGAAGUUUAUAACCUCUAGAGGUUCCUGGUAUCUACGUACUGAUUUAGUACUGUUCAUUUGUAAUGGAAUGAUCAUAAUUAUAUUAUUGGCACAUAUAAUGUAGAUAUAAAUACUGGGGAUUGUGUUUUUGGUUCUACAACAUUAAUCGCCUUGAUGAUAUAAUGGUGUGACAUCAUUUGAUGGUUUGUGAAUCCCCCUACAAGCACAGACAGAAACAUCCUUAAGUCCAAUGAUAGUAUAUUGAAUUAAAUAAGAAUUUCCCAGCUUUCAGUCCUAGGAAAAAAGUUUUUAAACGGAGAUCAAAUCAUUAUAUUUAAAGAAAGAGAGAAAAAAAAAACAUACACCAACUUCCUGCAAAUACCUACGGUAUAUACUAUUUCAUUAAAACAUACUUUAGUACUUUUUGUGGCUUUUGUUUUCUUAAACUUAAUUUGUAGGUGUUGGAGUCAGAUUGCAUGUUGUAAAUCUUAAACUGCACAACUUUUUUUUCUUAAAUGUUGGUUUAAAUACUAAAUUCAUUUUUUGGUUGAAAGCAUAUCCGUAGAUCAUAUUUUUUUCUCUUAUUUUGUAUAAGGCCUGCAUGAACAUUUUUAUGAUUUUUUGUAACAAUUUGUAUUUAAAAUUCUAUCGGCUAUGAAACAUUCCUGUGUUUCCAGGAAAAGCUGGUUCCGUGCCACAGAGCAUAGAUUGCACGCAGACGUGGAUAUAUUUUCUUUGCAUCUGGAAACAAAAGAAACGCCAAAGAGUUAACUCUUACAUUAACAGCUAUAUACGCAGGAUUUGCUAAAGCUUUGACAAGCUGUUUGCUGGAUUUUUAAGACCAUGCUGCAAUUUAUAAGCUGUUCAAAGUGACUUUGGAGGCAAAAGCAGAAUUCUAAUAAAACAUCAGUUUCAGCACA